CAGCAGCUUGGGACCUGCAGCUGCCGCUGCUGCCUUGUGGGAAACUUGUCCAAGAUGCAAACACAGUACUGACACUGGAAGCAAGUGGAUCUAGUUGGCUUUUAAACCCUGUAUGCAAGGAAUUACUGAAGAUACUACUGAUGGAUGCAUAUGGAUUAUUUAUCGAAAGGAGUGGACAAGAGAUUUUAUUCAGUUUCUAACUUUAGAUUUCGUCACUAUUGAGUGUUUUGGCAUCAGUGACCAGGUCCUCCUCUGACCGGCACACAGGUGGAAAUAUUUAAAAAGAGGAGAAGACGACUGCAACACUGCCAUCAUCAUGAAACUGACGCAGCGACUCAAACUGCUUAAACACUUUGGUUCUGUACCUGUGGAGCCGCCUCCACUGCUGGUGGUGCCUAAACCAGGCAUGGAUGAAUUAACCAUAUGGGAGCAGCACACCAUAACACUAAACAAAGACUCAAAGGUGGGCUAUGGCUUUGCUCUAUCAGGAGGGAAAGACAAGCCUCACCCCGACACUGGAGACACAGCUGUGGUGGUGUCGGAUGUUCUGCCAGGUGGACCGGCCAUGGGACGACUCUUCAACAAAGACCAUAUUGUCAUGGUCAAUGGAGUUUCUAUGGAAAAUGUUUACUCUAAUUACACCAUUCAGGUUCUUAAGUCAUGUGGCAAGACUGCAAACAUAACAGUAAAGCGGCCUCGAAAGAUCCAGAUCCCAGCCACCUCCAGGCCAUCGAGGGCAGCCUCACAGUCGAACCUACUGGAUCAAGAUCCCCCCAGACGAACCCGCCGCUUCUCUGACAGCAGUGACAAUAGAGACGCAGGACGCUACAGCCCCUCACCUCAGCGUAAUGGCUAUGGAGCGUCACAGUCACUGAUGUCCACAUACAAGAGGUUGCCGCAGAACUAUGCUCCAGAGAAACCGAUCAAAACCACACUGGUUAAAAAGAAAAUCACAGAUGAGUAUGGACUGAAGCUAGGAAGUCAGAUCUUUAUAAAGCACAUGACAGAAAGUGGCCUGGCUGCAAAGGAAGGAACACUGCAGGAGGGAGACCUAAUUUUAAAGAUCAACGGCAUGACGACGGAGAAUCUUUCUCUUCUGGAGACCAAGCACCUGGUGGAGAAGAGCAGGGGCAAGCUGACCAUGACGGUCCUCAGGGACGACCGCAAGUUCCUGGUCUCCAUCCCUGAGGUGGACGACAGCCCUGGCAACAGUAACGACGAGCUUCGCAAAAACAGCAGCUCAGAGCUGGAGGACAUUUCAGACCUUGAGGAGGACAUCACCCCUCGCCGAACAUCACGCCAGCACACCCGAGAGAAACGGACACGCAGACCGAGAGCUGAACCACCUCCACGAGCCAAGUCUAGGGAUCCAUCACCUGUACGCUCUACACUGACCCGGCCUCCUCCCAGAAAGUACGCUUCUCGUGGAGCUCCAUCUGAGUCAGAGUCGGACCACAGCACUUCUCCUCCUCCUCCUGUCAGGAGAGACGGUCCAGAAAUAAAGGACUCUAGCAAAUACAAGCAUCUUCCAGGAUUGUCCACCCUCCCAAACCCACGAUCUUCUCCUGUACAAAACUGGACCCUGACCCGUCCCUCCUCCUCCUCCUCAAGGCCACGCAAGCCGGUGUCGGAGUCAGACUCUGACCGGAGCGCGUCCCCACCUCCACGCAGACAGAGCCCCCUCCCAGACACCAGAUACAAAUCUCUGUCUGAUCUUCCCCAUAUCAGUCUGAAGCCUUCCCCCAUCCCUGUUCUACAGGAGGCACCAAGAAGGGUCAACUCCCCUGUGAGGAUCCCAUCCCCAGAUUCUGACUCCGAGUCGGACGGCACCUCAGCACCUCCGCAGAGGCACAGCACUUCGUACAGCCAGGACUCCCUCAGCAGAUACAGAGUCCUGCCAGAGGUUUCUCUGCAGCCUCACGUGGAGCCGCCUCGAUGGAGCGAAACCAGCGAGCUGCAAAAGAAAGCUAAAUCGGACACCGAAUCAGAUGCCAGUUAUGCUUCCGUCCGCCGCAAGGACUCCUCAGAUAACGGAAACGUAAAGAAGCCCAGCAAGAAACGCAGGGUCGUGUCUAAGAGAGCAGCCCCUGCCGCUGCAAAGCUGGAGCCUCCACAUCAAGUCAAAUCCCCUGUCAGACCAGCCCCUGAUGAGUCCUCAGAGUCAGAUGAGCUUUCACAUCUCAGGAGGUCUGGCAGCUCUGAGCGAGAUCAAAGCCACCGCAGUGUUCCUCGUGGUUCUAAAGGAAACAGCGCUGUCCGGUCCGGGAUUUCAGUGACUAAUAACCCUCAGCUCCACUCCCAACCUGUGGAAGAGCCUCUCUAUUCCCUACCUCCAGACUCUUACCCGUCAUCUAAUCCUGGGUAUAGCUCCGAUGUAAAUAAUGUGAGAUUUGUUAAAGAGGGCAGUUUGGGCCUGAGACUGGUGGGCGGCAAUGAUGUUGGGAUCUUUGUAGGUGGAGUUCAGCCAAACAGCCCAGCAUAUGACCAGGGAAUGAAAGAGGGAGACCAGAUCCUGAAGGUAAAUAAUGUAGAUUUUGGCCAUUUCACACGAGAGGAAGCUGCCAACUUCCUCCUCAAUCUCCCAGCGGGAGAACAGGUGGAAAUGUGCACUCAGAAAAAGAUGGACAUUUACAAGAAGAUCAUCAAGUCCGACCUGGGGGACAACUUCUACAUCCGCACGCACUUUGACCACGAGGCAGACAAUCCCAGAGGUCUAAGCUUCACCAGAGGAGAAGUGUUCAGGGUCCUGGAUACGAUGUACAAAGGGAAGAUAGGCAACUGGCUUGCUGUUCGCAUGGGGAAUGACCUGCAUGAGAUGGAUAAAGGCACCGUCCCAAACCAGGAGAGGGCAGAGUCACUGGCCACCAUCGAGCGAUCACAGCGGUCUACUGGAGAAAGGCAGGGUACUGGCCCGAGAGCAGAGUUCUGGAAACUGCGAGGGCUCCGGGGAAACAAGAAGAACGAGAAGAGCAACAGACGGACUCGAGAGGACCUGCUGCAGCUCACAAUUCAGGGCAAAUUCCCGGCCUAUGAGAGAGUCCUGCUCAGGGAAGCUAAUUUCAAACGACCAAUCGUCAUUCUGGGACCUCUGAAUGAUAUUGCCAUGGAGAAGCUGGUCAAUGAGAUGCCUGAUGAAUAUGAGAUGGCAGAGAUGGUUCCUCGGAGUGGAGGAGGAGACAAUAGCUCCACAGUUAUUAAACUUGACACUGUGAGGAGAAUUGCAGAGAAGGAUAAACACCCUCUGCUGGACAUCACUCCCACUGCAGUGGAGCGGCUGAACUACAUCCAGUACCACCCAAUGGUGUUGUUCUUAGACCCCCAUAGUCGCAAAGAUGUUAAGGCCAUGAGGCAGAAGUACAACCCAGAGUCCAACAAGAGCUCCAGACGCCUAUACUCCCAGGCUGUUAAGAUGAAGAAACACGCCAACCACCUGUUCUCAGCUUGGAUAGACCUGCAGCCCGGCUCCCACAAAUGGUAUGACGCUCUGAAGGAGAGAAUCCAGCACCAGCAGUCCAAACCUGUCUGGGUGUCUGAAGUCACGCUGGAGAGCGGAGGGGAACAGGACUUGGAUGCUCUGGACCCGACUCAGAUGGACUACCUCAGUGCUGCCAGUGACCUGGAGGACACGGAUGGAGAGGCCAUCACAGACGGAGAAGCCUACACCGACAACGAUGACCUGGAGGAGGCCUACCCUGGUCAGGAUGUCUCCAGGUUUCAACAGAGCUCCAGGGGACCAGGAGCUGCUUUAGCCCGAUCAUCUGAACCAGCCUCUGAGUAUGACAGCCCAGCAGUUGAACCAGAGCCUAGUGAUUACGGGUUUUCGGACAGAGAAAUCCCACCAUUGAUGCAUGUGCCUGAGCUCAGAUCACCCCGCCAGGAGGUCUAUAGCCCACCCCAGAGUACUGCUGAGGAGGAAGAACAGUCUCAUCACAGUUUUACAGACUCUGACUUCGAUGCUCUUGAUGUAGAUGAACCGCCAGAUUUUGUAGCCCCCGACCCCUCAAGUCGACACUCAUUGGACGAGCCAUCGUAUGCUGAGGAACAGCCGGAGAGCUCCCAACCUGCCCCUCUGUCAGCUAUUGAAGAGAGAUUAGCUCAGACACGUAUGGCAGAACCGCAGGCCCAGCCUGAGAAAAAGACAGGCCCAGCGUUCAUCGUGUUGGCCCAUCACCAAGCAGUCCAGCACAGACGCACACAGAUCCAGGGCAGCGACAGCUCCGACGAUGACAAAUUUGACGAGGAGGAAAAGACGGAUGACGUUGAAUGGGGUCCUGCAACUGAACUCUAGAAGAACAGAGGAUUAAAGCUGCUGACGGCUAAUCCAACACAGACGAUUUCUGUUUCACUCUUUUAACUCAUGUUUGUUUGUUAGGUUCUUCAAGUUUUUCUAAAGAGGGCGAUGUUGUUCGAUGUAUGACAAAUCUAUUUAAGAUUUACCAUCACAAAAAAAGGUUCCCCUGAAAACAUUUUAGAUCAAAGUGCCUGUUUGUUUCUGUUACUGUUUUCCUUUUAUAUUUAUUAUGUUUUAGAAAUACUUAAAACAACCCAGUUUGUUAUAACUGCUGUAAUAUACAAAUGCUAGUUUUAUUACAAAUCAUUAAAGAACCAAUGUCAGGCACAUAAGACCUGUUAUGAAACCACUUUUUAAACCUUUUCUAAAAUAAACAGUUUUUUUCUAAUUUCA
Girardinichthys multiradiatus is the source of this 4684-nucleotide messenger RNA. It is a transcript of the gene tjp3, whose product is annotated as tight junction protein 3. Gene Ontology annotation, biological process: cell-cell junction organization; cell-cell adhesion; establishment of endothelial intestinal barrier. The transcript has 30 exons. Gene Ontology annotation, molecular function: cell adhesion molecule binding. Gene Ontology annotation, cellular component: plasma membrane; bicellular tight junction. The record is from RefSeq and is a predicted model, not a curated record. Bases 317 to 4288 code for a protein of 1323 amino acids. Lineage: Eukaryota; Metazoa; Chordata; Actinopteri; Cyprinodontiformes; Goodeidae.